Molecule: messenger RNA, 2739 nt
Organism: Hevea brasiliensis (rubber tree)
Lineage: Eukaryota; Viridiplantae; Streptophyta; Magnoliopsida; Malpighiales; Euphorbiaceae
Product: amino acid transporter AVT6A
Exons: 5
Coding region: 1057-2442 (461 amino acids)
Biological process (GO): amino acid transmembrane transport
Molecular function (GO): amino acid transmembrane transporter activity
Source: RefSeq, a predicted model, not a curated record
GAAAGACAGACAGACAGAACUGUACCCUCCUUUUCUUUUUCUGAAUGCUAAAUGGAGGAAAGUUUUCAAUGCAGAAUCAUGAACACCAAGCAAAAUUCAUGGAGAAAUCAUCAUUGGUUGUCAUUGCUUCGAUUAAAUCACUUUUUUUUUUUUUAAAUAUUCUUUCAUUUUGAACCACCGACCAAACAGUAAUUCCACCAGAUAAAAUCCCUGAGGUCUCUGUGACCAUCAUUAUUCGGGUGUGGAUUUUACAGAAUUUUGCCAUUCUGGUCAAUGCGUUUGUAUCAGUAGACUGUAGACCGUAGACCAUCCUUACAAACGUGUCUCCAUUAAGACUCUUUGUCGUUGCGUAUGGCUUUUUUCUUUUGGUUGUUUGUAAAUUAUAAGCUAAACGUCAAGAAUUGAGAGCUAGAACGCCGAUCUCUUUGUUACUUUUCUUUGUUCCUGGUUCUUGGGUUUCUGUCAAUUCUUCUUCCUUCCAUCUCGAUCUUCAUUUCUCCCUAUCUGGGUCUUUAAUUAUUGAAGCUUUUUCCUUGAAAUUGAUUGGUUCGAUAUUAUAAUAUUGGGUCACAAGCACAAGUAUUAGGGGACUUUGCUUGAUUUUCUUCUUCUUUUUAAUCUUGAUAUCCCAGUUUUUUUGUUGUAAAUUAUUUGUGAUCAGUUGUCUCUAUGAAGAUUUAGUUGAUUUAUAGGCUUUCUCAUCUGGGUUUUAUAUUAGCUUAUUUCAUAUUUUAUCAUUUUAAACAGAGUAUCGAUAAGUUGGUUUUCAAAUUUUGUUGUUUGGGCUGUUAGGAUUAAUAAGAUUAAGAAGCUUAUCAUUUAAAAUAAAAAUUAAGAGAGUUCCAAUUUGGUUUCUAUCCGCUUUUACAGGUUAGUACUAUUUAGUUUAUAAUUUACUUGAAUUUCAUCUUCCAACUCAAUAAUUGUAGAAUUGUGAAGUUGAGUUUUUAUGAAUUACGGAUAUUCUGGUUGUACAGAAUACGAAGUUAGCUGCUUUAUAGAUUUUGUAUAAAGUUUCAUAUCUGUAUUUGGAGAAGUUUUCGAGACAUUAAAAAGAUGACAAUUGGAAAUCAAGCUCCCAAAAAGGAGAGAAAGUCGAGGAAGAGCAAACCAGUUAAUGAGAAUGCUCCCUUGUUGCCCAAAAGUAAAGAGGAGGAUGCUGGUUUUGAUGAGUUUGAUGGAGCUUCCUUUACUGGAGCAGUGUUCAAUUUAUCAACUACCGUAGUUGGUGCUGGAAUCAUGGCACUGCCUGCUACCAUGAAAGUAUUAGGCCUUGGCCUUGGGGUUGCUAUGAUCAUCUUUAUGGCCUUCUUGACAGAGGCUUCAAUUGAGUUGCUACUUAGGUUUAGCAGGGCAGGGAAGAAUGCUUCUUAUGGAGGACUUAUGGGUGAUGCCUUUGGAAAGUAUGGGAGAAUAUUGUUGCAAGUUGCUGUUUUAAUCAACAACAUUGGUGUACUCAUUGUGUACAUGAUUAUCAUUGGGGAUGUGCUGUCUGGAACAUCUUCAAGUGGACUUCACCAUGCUGGUGUGCUUGAAGGGUGGUUUGGUGAACGCUGGUGGACUGGACGAUUCUUUAUCCUUCUUGUCACAACACUUGCUAUAUUUUCUCCACUUGCUUGCUUUAAGCGAAUUGAUUCUUUAAGAUUCACAUCUGCCUUAUCAGUUGCUCUGGCAGUUGUGUUUCUCGUCAUCACUGUGGGAAUCACUACUGUCAAGUUGAUAAAUGGAAGCAUAAUGAUGCCCAGAUUGCUACCCAAUGUUACAGAUUUGACAUCAUUCUGGAAACUCUUCACUGCAGUCCCUGUUCUUGUCACUGCAUACAUCUGCCACUACAAUGUUCACAGCAUAGACAAUGAACUUGAGGACUCCACUCAGAUAAAGGCAGUUGUGCGAACAUCACUUGCUUUAUGCUCAACUGUAUACAUAAUGACCAGCAUUUUUGGAUUCCUUCUAUUUGGUGAUGGAACUCUUGAUGAUGUGCUUGCCAACUUUGAUACUGACCUCGGCAUUCCUUACAGUUCCCUGCUUAAUGAUGCUGUUCGAGUUAGUUAUGCCGCUCAUCUCAUGCUAGUAUUCCCAAUUGUCUUCUAUCCCUUGCGACUCAACUUGGAUGGCCUCCUAUUUCCCUCAGCAAGGCCUCUUUAUCAGGAAAAUAUGAGAUUUGCAUCAAUCACCAUUGGGUUGAUUGCUUUGAUCUUCUUGGGUGCUAAUUUCAUUCCAAGCAUCUGGGAUGCUUUCCAAUUCACUGGAGCAACUGCUGCAGUUUGUCUUGGGUUCAUUUUUCCUGCUUCCAUCACUCUUAGGGAUCGCCACAAUAUAGCAACAAAGAGGGACAAGAUCUUAUGUAUUUUCAUGAUUGUCCUUGCCGUGUUCUCAAAUUUGGUGGCCAUCUAUAGUGAUGCCUAUGCGUUGAUUAAAAAGAAUUCUUCACCUCGUGAAUGAUCUGUCAUGUUACUCCAUACUAUUAAAUUAACCAAGAGUUGGUCAUCUUUCGGUUAAGAGACCUCGAUUGGCAGAAUAUUUUUCAGUGCAACUUCAAAUUUCAGGGUCCUCUAGGAAGGUGUUAAGCAACGUGUAAAGUCACUUUGCUAAAGACAGCCAAUGUCUCUAAACCCUUCUGGACCUCUUACUUAUGCAUCGUUGUACUGGUUUGUGCUUUGUUCUGGGUUUUUUUUUUAUUGUUGUGUGGAUCAUAAUAAAACUGUAAAAAUGAAGAUAUAUAAAUAUAUUUGCAGUGCA